AUGCAGCGCCCGGGAGUACCAUCGUCAAAGUUGAAGCCAAUGACGCCGAUAAGACCGAAGGCACACACCUCCUCUACAAAGUUGUGGGAGGACCUCAUGCUCGAUUCCCUGCUGGUAGGCUCCGGUCGCGACUUGGUAUUCAUUCAAGAAGAUGGCACACUUAUUCUCGGUGACACUCCUCUGAAUCGCGAAGCAAUGCCGCGUUUUGAUGUGGUGGUAGAGGCGAUCGACAGAAGCGGUAACAAGGAUACCACAACGGUUGUCGUCUCCGUAGGCGACGUUAACGAUAACGCUCCUGUUUUUCCGACGCCGUCGUUCACAUGGAAUGUCACUGAAGGACUAACUAACUCAUCACUCGACGUCACUGCUACGGACAGCGACACUGGUGCCAACGGGGAAUUAGAAUACCGUAUUGUGCACGGGAAUAUUGGUGGCUAUUUUACCAUUGAUAUGACGCCUGACAAUCGGGCGCUUCUCAAAACGGCGUUGCCGUUGGAUUUCGAACUUCGUAAAACCUUCCAACUCAUUAUCGAAGCCAAAGAUCGUGGUGUUCCACCACAUGCAGCGACCGCCACAGUCACCGUGAAUGUGUUCAACAUCAACGACAGUCCACCAAUCUUUCAACGAGUGAAUUAUGAGCAGGAG
This is a messenger RNA of Ostertagia ostertagi, 645 nucleotides long. The record is from the annotation of a GenBank genome assembly. Lineage: Eukaryota; Metazoa; Nematoda; Chromadorea; Rhabditida; Trichostrongylidae.